CUGACACGGUCUUACAGCUCACCUGCUCUUGAUCAUCUAAGUUUCCAGGAAACCCGCAAUGAUGAGCUUGGAAGUUCAAUUAAGGUACAGCUCGAUAUGAUCUUGGAAGAAAUAAUUAAAAAGAAAAGCAAAGGCCAUCUCUCGCUUCGAUUAUUCCACUUCUUGAAGCAUGUGCCACGUGAAGAAAGUGCGAUGGCCAUGACCUCAACAAUAGAAAAGAUUUUCAAACUGAGAGCGAAUUACUUGCUGGUAUACAACGAUGAAGUCAAGCAAACAUUGGACGGCUUAUUUGAAAAUUUAAGAUUCUCUACGUAUACGCUUGAGAUGAUUGAUCAUAUUUCGCAGAGCUACCUGAGCCCGCAUGGGUUGCUCGCAUUAUUUGGUCCUCCACUACCCAGCUGGGAGGCAUCCGAGAGACACAGUAACUUUGGCCCUCGACUUGCCCAUUAUUUUGUCCACGGCUUCUCAAACCUUUUGCAGUUACAUUGCACCGAAGAACAGCGGGAUGAUUUCAAGAGUCAAGUGAAAAUGAUUGAUCAAGCAGUUCAAGAAAUUCAGAAGGCAGUCUCUCAAGCAACUCCUCAAACCAGACAUCCCUCUUCUCAUUAUGGAGGACAAGGUUUCUCUGCCUAGGUCACAAUGAACAUCCAUCUGGAUAUUCAUAUAAGAUUCAUGCAUGACUCAAUUUGUUGAUUUCUCUCUGGGUUGGCAAACUCUUCAGAUUCUUUUCAAGAGCUUUUUUGUCAUGUCAAAAU
Molecule: messenger RNA, 755 nt
Organism: Puccinia graminis f. sp. tritici CRL 75-36-700-3
Lineage: Eukaryota; Fungi; Basidiomycota; Pucciniomycetes; Pucciniales; Pucciniaceae
Exons: 2
Coding region: 97-633 (178 amino acids)
Source: RefSeq, a predicted model, not a curated record